Scomber scombrus (Atlantic mackerel) is the source of this 1602-nucleotide messenger RNA. RefSeq names its product basement membrane-specific heparan sulfate proteoglycan core protein-like. NCBI's taxonomy places the organism in Eukaryota, Metazoa, Chordata, Actinopteri, Scombriformes, Scombridae. The coding region runs from base 1 to 1497 and encodes 498 amino acids. The record is from RefSeq and is a predicted model, not a curated record. The transcript has 12 exons.
AUGAACAUCAUCAAGUUGAUUCUGGCGGUCCUGAUGCUGAUUCCUGUACUUCUUCUGCUUCUGUGGAUGAGGAAGAAGAAAGCUCUGAGCUCCACCACUGACCUGAAUGAACCUGUAGAGACUAUAGAGUUGGACUCUCGUCUUGACUAUGAGAACGUCUCAGACUUGCAGGUCGUCACUGCAGCACAGACAGAAGACACAGAGGAGAAGGAAGACCUGCAAUCACAGAAGACGAGCAUCUUAACAGACAACACCCUUCUCUGCUUGGUACAGGGUCAGAAUGGCUGGGGAGUGACUUACACUCCUACUCAGAUCUGUGCCUUAAAAGGAUCAACAGUGGUUAUACGCUGCACCUACAGAUACCCAUCCUGGAUAAAUAACCAUUUUACUGCAGUUGAUGAAACAUUCUGGUUCACAAAAGAGAGUAAUGGUGUUUAUGUAGAUCUGAGAACAGACCCAGAGUACGCAGGUCGUGUGCAGUAUCACUGUUAUAAGACCGACUACAGCUAUUCAUGUGCUUUGAAAGGACAUGAGGAGUUUCCCUCUCCUUCAGUCAAUGCCCCAAAGCUUCCCUCUGUGUCAGUGCGUCCCUCUGCUGAGAUAGUGGAGGGCAGUUCAGUGACUCUGAACUGUAGCAGUGAUGCUAACCCAGCAGCUAAUUACACCUGGUACAAGAAGAAUGUAAAUCUAGACCUUCAACCUCUCAGUAAAGAACCACAGCUUGUCUUCAGCUCCAUCCAGUCCUCUGACUCUGGAGAUUAUUACUGUGCAGCUGAGAACCAGCUGGGGAAGAGGACAUCUGAAUACAUCUUUAUUGAUGUGAAAUAUGCUCCAACACUUCCCUCUGUGUCAGUGAGUCCCUCUGCUGAGAUAGUGGAGGGCAGUUCAGUGACUCUGACCUGUAACAGUGAUGCUAACCCAGCAGCUAGUUACACCUGGUACAAGAAGAACCAAAUACUGCAACAAGGACCAGAAGGAAUUUAUUAUUUCACUUCCAUUAGCUAUAAAGACAGAGGGUUCUACCACUGCAAGUCUAAGAAUAAUUAUGGCCAGAUCAACUCGUCAUCUCAUUUCAUUGAUGUCCGCUCUAAUUACACCUGGUACAAGGAGAAUGAAGACUCACCUAUAGCAUCAGGACAGAUAUUCACCAUCAUUAAUUUCAGACUUGAACACAGUGGGAAUUAUUACUGUGAAGCCCAGAACAGAAGAGGACGUUAUAGCUCCACCUUACAUCUGAUUGUUGUGAAAGGUUUAGGGAAAUCAGUAUUUAUAAUGAACAUCAUCAAGUUGAUUCUGGCGGUCCUGAUGCUGAUUCCUGUGCUUCUUCUGCUUCUGUGGAUGAGGAAGAAGAAAACUCUGAGCUCCACCACUGACCUGAAUGAACCUGUAGAGACUAUAGAGUUGGACUCUCGUCUUGACUAUGAGAACGUCUCAGACUUGCAGGUCGUCACUGCAGCACAGACAGAAGACACAGAGGAGCAGGAAGACCUGCAGUAAAAUCCAGUCAUGUGAUUUUGUUCUGAUGCAGUCUAACCAGAGGCUGGACUCACCUGAUGGAAACAGAAAGUAGAACAACAGUGAAAUAUGACAGUGGAGAGAGAG